Molecule: messenger RNA, 1680 nt
Organism: Oncorhynchus keta (chum salmon)
Lineage: Eukaryota; Metazoa; Chordata; Actinopteri; Salmoniformes; Salmonidae
Product: thioredoxin, mitochondrial-like
Exons: 4
Coding region: 387-890 (167 amino acids)
Biological process (GO): cell redox homeostasis
Cellular component (GO): mitochondrion
Molecular function (GO): protein-disulfide reductase activity
Source: RefSeq, a predicted model, not a curated record
UCUGUUAAAUCUUCAAGAUAGAAAGCAGCUCCUUAUGGUAAUUUUGUAUGGGUACCCGCAAAAUAUUUUGCGGUGUAUGAUUAAUUGACAAAGGUAGACAAUAAUAUCUCCUUCUGUGUCAGAUUCCGUGUGGUGGGGUCUCCACGAUUUGCAAAUCCACCUCACCUCCUCUAUCUCGAGAACUCCUAUCUUGAGGUCUACCCAUUGUUUUGCCAGAGAACCUUUCAUAACCCUUCAAGUGCACUGGCGCCACUGUAGUUCUGAAUUUUAACUUGUGGCGGCGCUACUCGCUCAAAUUUAAACACGAGACCCACAAAUAACCUGUGCGCCCUCUUAUCUGAACUGUAAGCGGAAGUACUUCAUACAGGACGACAGUGUACAGAACGAUGGCUCACCGGCUGCUAGUCCGUAGAAUUUGGACCCUCUCAGUAAAAGACCUUCGCUGUCUCCCGGCCUCCACCUCCUCCUUUUCUACCUCCCUGCGUUCCUCCACUACCCCUCUAUCCUUCCUUUCCCCCAAACACACUCUGCCCCGCUCCCUGCCCCACACUUCCCGCAGAGAGGUCUCCUUCAAUGUGCAGGACCAUGAGGACUUCACAGAGAGAGUCAUCAACAGUGAGCUGCCUGUGCUUAUUGACUUCCAUGCCCAGUGGUGUGGUCCCUGCAAGAUACUGGGGCCAAGAUUAGAGAAAGCUGUCGCCAAACAGAACGGCAAAGUUGCCAUGGCAAAGGUCGACAUAGACGAUCACACAGACUUGGCCAUUGAAUAUGGGGUAUCGGCGGUCCCCACGGUAAUCGCCAUGCGAGGAGGCGACGUCAUCGACCAGUUUGUGGGAAUCAAAGAUGAUGAGGCGCUGGACUCGUUUGUCAGCAAGCUCGUUGGACAAUGAACAUGUCAAUCACAUCCCUGUGUUCCAACCACUUAUGACCCCAUUGUUGUCUGAGCCUGGCCUGGUCUUCAGCGCUACAUGACCAUGAUGAACCUGUUAAAACAACUAACAACCCACCCACCACCUGACCACAACCCCACCUGACAAACAGGCACAUGCUCACACCCAUCCCUAAACUCUCUGCUUUGUAUUAUUCUGUCUGUCUAUUGUCUAGUGAUGGGUGUGUGCUUGUGUGAACUUCAAUUCCCCUCUUUAUACUCAUAUAUUGCUUCCAUCUUGCAGCGGUUUCCUCCCUCCAUCAACCUGUAAUGUAAUGGCCCCAACCUGUAAUGUAAUGGCCCCACCCUGUGGAAACUGGUAGAGCAGCCUGAGCCAGUGUGUACCAGUUUACUACAAUAUAUUGUUUAGGGUGGGCGACUACACUGCUGUACUUUAUUGCAUUGUACCGGGACAAGUCGUUUAGUAUUAAGUGGGGAGGGACGUUAACAGGAAAGGUGAUAUUGGUGAAUGAGCUGUGAUGUCUCUCUUUGCAGUUCCUGCUUUAGUCCACUCGAGGGCGUCCUUCCCCUAGCAUUGUAGGCUGCACGGUCAUUUUACACCAUUAUGCCUAAUGUGAGAGUGGAAUGUGUCUAUGGAUGUAUCUAUGAGUUUCUCGGUCUGUCUCUUGGUUUUGACGGAGAAAUUUGAGAUAAGUGGGAAACACAAAUAUGGUUAUAUAGGUUUGAUUUAGAUUUUAUUUCAAUAAACUAUGUAAUAUGACCAAGAGAAUAAAUAAAGGAUAUUAAAGGUU